This is a messenger RNA of Symbiodinium sp. CCMP2456, 636 nucleotides long. Lineage: Eukaryota; Dinophyceae; Suessiales; Symbiodiniaceae. The record is from the annotation of a GenBank genome assembly.
AUGUCCAUAUCUCUCCAGGUUAGCCUGCUAAGUGGAAGAACCAUUUGCUUGGAUGCUGAGCUGGGAGAGUCACUACAGUCCUUGAGCGAUCGCGCACAGGUUGCGCUGGCUUCAAGGAGGGGCAGUUUUCUGAAUGCUGAAGGGAAGAUGCUACAUGGAGCAUCAACUGUCGAGGAUUGCUGUCUGAAGGAUGGUGAUGUAUUGACAUUUCAUAUGGGGCAGAUCGAGGUUUUCAUGUCACGAGGUCUACCAGCUGCAGCUUCCAUCUUGAGCGACGGAUCGUUAGUAGCCUGGGGGGAAGCCGAGAGCGGAGGCGACUGUAGCUUUCUUACAGAUCAGCUGAAGAACGUUCGGAAGAUUCAAGGCUCACAGAGUGCUUUUGCAGUUCUUCUCGCCGAUAGCUCCGUCGUGACCUGGGGUGACAAGCGCUGUGGGGGUGAUAGCAGCGCUGUCCAGCACAAGCUGCAGAAAGUAGAGCACAUCCAAGCAUCGAACGCAUCAUUUGCCGCACUUCUGAAUGACGGAUCUGUGGUCACCUGGGGUGAUGCAGCUGCUGGCGGGGACAGCAGCAGUGUUCAUGACCAGCUGAAGAAUCUGAGUUGUUCUGCGGGUGCUUUUAAGGCUUUUUUGGGGUAG